UGGAGUGUUUGACGGAGGAGUUCAUCCCAGUACUCUGGUGUACUUAAUUAAUUUGUGAAUUAAAUAUUGACAAAUAAUGCAGAAAGAAAUAUGUAAGAAGAUGCUGAUUAUAAUUCAAACUACUUGAGGUAACUGCAAUUAAAAAACAAUGGUGUUAAAACGUCUAAUAGAUUCUCACGAUGGCUCUACUGGAGCCUUGGGUCAAACCAGGCCCUGCUGGUCUGGAGCCUGAUGUUUACUCCCUCGCCUCCCUAUGCAUCUGUGCAUCUGUCCUCUUGAACUGGGACACGCAUGACCUGAAUAGCUGACGACCUGCUCGCUCCUCCCCGGGGGGGCGAGUGACUUUUGCUGGGGCUGAGAUCUCAAAUACGGUCAGGGAGGCCUCAGCGCUGUCACCGGUGUCAUCUCACACUGUACGUGGCGACGGGAGACCCGUUAGCGCUACGUCUGCUUGGACACUCGUACGGUGUCUCAUGCAGAGCCUUGGACCUGCUGAAUCUAGGCCAGACAUCUGCUGAUGUUGCCCCAUACUGAGCACAGCAUGGAGUAGAAAGGUCAACUUAAAGUUAAGUCCACUCUUGCUCAUAGUUAUAUUUGUGCCUGUACACAAGAAGUAGUGCAUGCACACUGGACCCACCUGUAUGUACGAUGCCAGGAGCCACUGAAGCCACGCCCUUCUGCCAUGUCCACAGUUUCAUAGUUAAAUAGCUGAAGUCCACAACCAACAGCUAUUCCAGACCUCGAGACCAUAAAACCGGCUUCAGUGAAGAAACCAGAGGAGCUGCUGCAUCUGAAUGCUGCUCUCCCCCCUCUGAGCUCAAACAUAAACCGCUUCAAUUUGUUGAGGCCUCGCUAUUUUGCUUCAUACAUUUGCACAUAUUUAUUUAUGUCGUUUUUAUUUGUGCCAGUGUUUAUACGUCUGACGCAAGUCUGGUUUGUUGUAUUUGAGCUGAGGUUGGUGCCUGGAUCCCAGCCCUGUUUGUAAACCACAAGAAACUGAGAGUGCAACACACACACACACACACACACACACACACAGUACUCACUACUGCCAGGUUUGUGUAGUGCAACAUUAGAUGUGCACACACACACACACACACACACACGCAAACAAUUGCUGUUGUUUCGCAACCAAUUUUAAAUGUGCAACAAACUCUCAUGUAAAACAGACCCGUUAAAAACCAGCGCUCAUAGAACGUCUAGUGAGUUGAUGUAGUUACUCAGCUUUUGUGUAUUAAGGAAAAUAAACAAAAUGUAAUGAGGACAUAUUUUAGGAAAAUAUGAAAACGCUCAUCCUCUCAGACUUCUAAGAUUUUCCCUUCAUUACACAUUUUCAUGGUCUUAAUUUCAGCCUUUACAGUUGUUUUCUUUGGGUUUUCAGUGAGAAAACAAACAUGUACCAUCUUUGUUUGAUUACUCAUUAAAUGGGAAAUAUACUGUAUGCUGAUAGUUGAUCGCCUUUUUGGGGGGUUUCCCCUGUUGCUCCAUCUCUAAUGUGGGAAAAGGAGACCUCUCCCUGGGCUGUUGGCGUGGCAACAGCAACUGUGUGUGUGUGUGUGUGUGUGUGUGUGUGUGUGUGUGUGUGCGCGUGUGUGGCUGCACACUAGAGAGAUGACAGGAGGGAGGCCAAAGUAGAGUGAUUGCCCAGAUUGCUGGCGCAGUUGGACAAAGUUACCCAUGCAGUCACAGCCUGUGUAUGUGCGUGCGUGUGUGUGUGUGUGUGUGUGUGUGUGUGUGUGUGUGUGUGUGUGUGUGUUUGGUGCUGCAGGUUAGGCUCAGGGCCCAGACACACACACACACACACACAACCUCUCCCCCAUGCUGCUAUGUUGCCAUUGCCAGCUCAAUCUGCCUAAUGUUGGAUACACGCAAGUUUACACCCUAACACACAUCGCUGUAGUAAUACAAAAACACACGCACACACACACGGAAAAUGGAAUUCCCUACUCUGCUAGCCCAUCUAAUUAUACCACACUCACACACACACACACACACACCACACACUCAUACCUUUCUCAGAAUGAAAGUUUGGCAUGACCACUGCCUCCAAACAUUUUCUAAGGUUAAGAAAACUGACCUUUAAACGGGACACAUCGUGCUUAUUUUCAGAUUCAUACUUGUAUUUUGGGUACCUUAUAGAACAUGUUUACGUGCUUUAAUGUUCACAAAACACUUUAGUUUCUCACACUGUCUGUCUGAAUAUACCUGUUUUCGUCCUCUGUCUGAAACGCUCCGUUUUAGCGCCUGUCUCUUUAAGAGCCUUGCUCUUUUCAAAGUUUGUGGGUCGGGAAGACACUCCAGACACCCGAUUGUGUGUGCAUGGAAGAAAUUAGUUUUUCAUAUGUCCCCUUUAAAUUAUGUAGAUCUUCAUCUUAAAUCCACACUUUCCUACUUAAAUAUUGCAUAUAUCACCACGAGAUAGCUUCCUUUAAUUCUCUUUUAAGAGCCACUAUUGAAGCUGACAUUUUAAACGACCGUGGCUGUCCAUAUGUUGAAACUGUACUAACCCCUCCUUGUUAAAGCCCCUUGAAUGCACUAUAACUGUACCCCAAAGCAAACAGCAGCAAUAAUCUCUCUUCAUCCGAGUUGUCUUGUUACAAUGAGACAUGAGACACUUCCAUGAGCUGUGAGGAAAUGAACAAAUGUGAGGAAGUGGACAUCUCCGGGAAAGCAAUUUGGGGGGUGGGGUGGGGGGAGCACACAUUCGUGCGGCGUCCAACAGUUUCACACACAGUUCAGUUUUGACUUAAGGUGGGCUGACGAGGAAAUGGGAGGCAGGAGGAGCCGGCUGAACGUGUGUUUGGGAGAAUCGGGCGGAAAGAGUGCCGAUCGUGGGGCCACCUUAAGAAGGGGGAGAAAGAAAGAAAGAAAAACUGCAAGUGGAGGAAAAGAGAAGAAGUGGGGAGAAAAAAACAGAAGUGAGCAGGAUUUGUUUUCCAAAUGCAGUCACAUUCUUGGCAGCACCUUAGCUUGUCCUUGCCAGAGGAGGGUGGGAAAAGGAGGGAGGGAUGAGAGAGGGAGGGGGAGAAAGAGAGAGAGAGAGAGAGGGGAAAGGGGACGUGGGAGAGAGAAAGAGCAGAUUGUCUUUCUUUUUGCUCCCUGCCUAGUGCAUUAAAAGUUAAUAUGUUAACAUAUCAAAGUACAUCUGGAGAUGAUCUUUGAUCUUUGGCCUUGGCUCACGUCCCCUAUAAGCAGACACGUGUGAGCUUUCUAAUCUUUUUACAAUGUACGCAGGUCUUGUUUAUGUAUACAUUGCCUCAUUUAGCCCCUGCUGACAAAAUGUACUUUUCUAUAUUUAGUCCUUACAUUUGCACAAACCAAUCACAGAGUGUCCUCGGGUGUUUCUCCCACUGCGUCCAGCCCGGUAUGUCUGUCUCUAUAGAAGCAUUUCAAAGUAAAUACAGCAUAGUUGACAGAAAGUUCACGGACGCUGCUUUUUGAUGAAUGGACAACAAAAACAAAACUAGUUUGUGGUCAUUCUGUCAUUUUCCGUCUUCAUUUGCAGUCGUUUUGCAUCCUGUGGUUGUUUUGCAUCAUUUUGUGUUUUUUUUAAAUGUCUCUUUGUAGUCCUUUUGCACCUUUAUGUUGUUGUUUGUCUACAAAACUGUCACUUAAGGGGCUCUUUUCCCGGGAGACCCGCUCAGUAAUCCAUCAACAGUUGCACUGUUGACGUGGCUCGAGCAAUUUUGGCGCGAUGUUAAUCUGGGAGCAAAUGUAACAAACGUCAAAGGGGCUCGGCUUUCCCAGGGGUUUUGUUUUUCACGCCUUUAUCAUCAUUGGUUCUGAAAGUGACACACUGACAACCGGAGAGUUUGUAAGCGCUAAAGGAGGUGAAGACAGAGGGAGAAGUGGUGAUGUAAAAUCUGUAGAAAAAGCCCCAACAAAAAACCUGUGUUGAAAGAAAGAUAGACGAGACGAGGAAAAGAAAACUGUUGAAAAAGGACAGAUAAGGUAGCGUGAUCGCUGGCGAAUGAGCAGAGUCAACAAACACAUACAGAUAACUGCAUUAGUGUGCCGUGCGGCCCCGUCAACCCCGGCAUGUCCCAUGUGUCCUUGGCUGGUGCAGACGUAUCUAUAUGCACACCCAAACACGCACUGCACAUGCAAACAGAAUAAGAAACAUAGCGUUACCAGGAGUCAGGGUAGGAUACUGUGUUCCCAUUUUCAGCAGGGCGACGUGGACGGCUUUAGAGCCUGUACAAUAUAAAGACUUAUAGAUACACAGCGGUACAGAUGCCCUCCUCUCACAUACCAAAACCAAAGGACGUGUCGAAAUGUAAAGGGACUAUUGUUUACUUCUUUGACAUCUAAGUCAAAGAAGCCUCAUGUGUAGGACACAUGAGGCGAGCUGACUGCUGCUGCUCAUGGCGUGAAAAGCUUGCUGGGUCAAAGUAGGUCAAAGUUCAAACGGUUUGAAACCAGAGAUUCGUGUUUUGGAAUUUAUUUUUUCCUGCACCGACCGCAGCAAACUGCUGAGUCGAGAGUUAUUGCUCCCAUCGUGAUAAAUACAUGGAUGUGUACUUGUCCUUUACCUGCACAACAAGCAUGAAAAUCCCCCAAAAUGUGUGUGCACAUUUAGGUUGAACAUUAACGUUGUAGUGUAUGCAGUAUGUCUGUGUUUGUGCGUGCUCAUGUCCACAAGGUCAGGUUUUAAAGAAAUGGCUGCAAAGGUAGCAUUUAGUCCCUUUGUUGUGGCCUAUUAGCACCUAUUAAUAAUGCCCUGACAGCAACUAGCCUGGCCAGAGAGCGAGCAGAGAGGGAGAGUGAAACAUGAUCUCUCUGCCGUCGACUACUCGUGACCCUGGGGUACUGACCCUCCCUUCCACUUCUCCCACUGCAUGCGCCACAUCAACAACACUGGACUCCGGCCCUGUUCCAUUACUUAACCACUAAUUGCUCGGGCCACCUUUGGGAGUUGGGAGCGCUGACCCCCCCGCGUCUGCUGUCAAUGGUGUGAAUUUUAACAAGGGGUCCUCCUCAGGAGCUUAAGGACUGAAACCAUCAUCCUCCUCUGAGGUUACAUUAAACCUGCUCCUCUAUAAUCCGUCUGCGUUCAUGGGGGAAAGACGCCGUAAAGAUCGCUCAUGAGAAGGUUUGACAUGAAAGUCUGUGUCAGUGUAAUGAGAAAAUUGCCACAUCUGAGCUGACUUGUGAUCUGCUGCACAUCAGAGCACUGCAGCUGCUGCAAGAAGCACGUAGUGGUCUUAACAGGUGUCUCGUGGACUCGGCUGGUCCCCUUUGAGUUCAAAUAAUUGGUCAAAGAGCCCUGAAUCAAUAUGCAAUUUCACAGCGAAAUCGCAAGACUUCAUAUUUUUCCAAAUUGGGGUGCGACUGUGACAUUUAAAUGGACAAAAAUCUGAAAGGAGUCGUGCAGAUUGGGGGAGGGUGGGGGGGCUUUCCUCUUCUGUCCUCUCAUUGAAGCAUUUGGCUAAUAAAAUUAAUUCUCAGCUUUUAGGAACUGUUCUGUUAAUGUGUCACACUUUGUCUCAUGGACUCAUCUGCGUCCGUCUUGAUUCACGUGACAUAAAAAUGGAAACAUUCACUCUCGUGAUGCGUCUUUACUUCCUCCGAAAAGUGAAAAGUGAAGCCAAAAUAUCCCGGAUACGGGAGCUGCAAGCUUUCCCCUCAUAGACGCUCCUUUUUCCCUGUACUUUUGUUGUUAAUUGUGUCAUUACUACAGCUAGCAAACUUUCAAAGAGUCUCUUCGUGAACUUAAUUGACUGGAAACAUAAUUCCUAACAUUGUUUCAGGGUCUUUAAUAAUACCUUGAAUUGAUAUCUCCCCAUCACAACACAGCAAAACGCCCUUGACCGUAACGAUUUGUUGCUGGUGUAGAACCUCGUUUCUCACCGGCCUGCUUUGUACUGACGGAUCCUCUCGGUCUGAAGAACAGAGGGGCAUCGAUCUCUUUGGCCUGGAACAGAGCAGGUCAUGUUUAAUGAAUUCUUCGUGUCUCCGGGCGUCAACGUGCAUUCGCUCGUUAUUCUUUUCAUACGUUUUCAAGGCUGUAUUUCAGAGCACGCAAUUCAAGGUGAACCUUUCUUCCUUGAGGGAAGAUCCCAGUUUUUGCAGGCCCAAUUAAAAUUUGGAAGCCGUCCUGGAAGGGAAGAGAAUCAAUGCAUGUGGCUGAGACGUGUGAGGUGUGUGUGUGUGUGUGUGUGUGUGUGUGUGUGUGCGCGCGAGUGUGUGUGUGUGAGUGUGUGUGCGCGCUUUACAAACUGUUAUUGUUAAAAAAAAAUCUGAGAGCUGACAUGUAAUUGAACCUUUCAAGUUGACGUUUGAUCGCCAAGCAGCAGUUUGAUUGGUGCUCAGUGAUUGCAACUUUCCCGAUAUUGCGGAUCACAAAUGCAGAAUCUGUGCUCUACUAUGAGUGUCUGUAUCGAUCUAUGUUUGUAUAUGUGUGUUUGUUCGAGUCGAUACAAGCUAAUUCUAAUAGAGUAGGUGUAACCGCAAUAGAUGCACGCUUCCUCCGGCGCGGUGAUACAUCUGACAUCUGUCGGAUGUAGAAAUAGAAUAGUUCCUACACCGAGCUGCUCACGACAAGGUCCGUAGAUUAUCUUGAGUAAUCGGAUCAUGAUUUCUAGAAAGAACCAUUGCAACCACCUGAACGCCCCAAUUCUGCCUCCUGACUCACCCCGUUCUCUCGUCCUGAUAUUCGUCUUCCAGCUCUGAUAAGCGGGUUUAUUUUGUCUCCGUUCCAACGGUGACCUAAAUCCAAUCUUUUCUUAACCUCUCCUCAUCUUUACCCCCAUGCCCUCCUUCACAAGAUACAGUUUAUAUUAUAUCAAUCUCACUUUGUCUCUUUCGUUCUUUCUCACUCCUUAUCUCCUCUCCUGUCCUCACUGUCUUUCCACAGCUCUAGUAUGCUACGUACUCCUUUCCGCCACAGACCAAUUGACAAACUGUAUUUUCAUGCCCCGUCCUUGGAUACAUGGGAUAUUAAUACAAGCAUAACUUCCUUGGUGGGGGCAAAGGCGAACGAGUACAUGCAAGGACACAGUAGUUAAGAGGGCGACUACUGUGUGUAUGUGGCCUUCAGAGCGGGGGAGUGUGUCCUUACAAAGAUUUAUUACGCUGCGAUUUGAUUCCUGGAAAUACCUUGAUGUAGUGUUCUAGCUGGCUAGCUUCUACUUUACGAGUGAAAUGCAAACUUUACAGCACGUUUGGUCCUCCUGAAUGUUGAACGCUGUAAAGUAUUUAGACUCGGGGCGAUGAUGAAGCUGACGGCGCGGCCCUCAGGGGUCAGUAAAGAGGACUCACUGGAAACACCCACCAGGAGGCUGGAAGCUGAGACGCUGGUUCCACAAAAACAGUUUUAUCCUCUUUUCAGGAAGGAAGUAUGUGAAGAAUAGUAUUAGUAAAUCAUAAUCCUACCUUUGCUGCCACUGAAGCUGCUACUAACAACAGCAAUACUAGGUUAUGUCAUCAUUACUGUUGACACCACAGUCCGUCCUGCUCGGGUCAGAGGGGCCCGGCUGCUGUGUGCGCGACCUUUUGUUUUCAUGACAACAAAUAGAGUUUGUGUGUUGAGUGUGUGCUUGAGAAACGGGGUUUGUUUCACGGCCAAUAGGGUUCUUGAUUCAGGUUCUUGUAAAAGGUAGAUGUGGCUGUUUGUGUAAUGUUUGACUGAAAAGACCUUUUCAUCCCCUCGUAUCUCGUCACAAAACUCCAGCCACAUUCAUCCUCUGGAGGAGUCUAUAUUCUAUCAUUUAGAGGUCUAUUCAGAGCUGUUUAAUGCCGAAGGUUGCAACACUUCAUAAAGCUGAACGUUCUUUAAACCUGCGUUGAUUCAGUGAUUCUGCAAUGACACACAAUGUGUUCAUUCAACGGAUUAGCGGCUCUAAAAGAAGGUGUUUAGUCAGCGCGUUAAAGUGCUGCUAUGAGCUCAUGUUUGGGCUUUUCAAUUCCCUUUGAAUACCUCAGAUAUGUAUGCAAUUUAUUUUAUGAAUCAAAAGGACCACUGCACAUUCUUUCAAUGAAGUAAGUCUUCUUGUUGGGCUGCAUCUCAGAAUUAUAUGAAUUCAAAAUGUUAUAGAAAAUACCAAAAAUGUAGAAUAAAACAUGAGCCCGAGAACCUCUUAAUUGUUCUUUGUCCGACCAACAGUUCAAAACCCAAAGUUAUUUAAUUUAUAAAGACAUAAAACAGAAAAUCAGCAAAAGCAUCCUCACCAGCUAAUCGUUGCUGUUUUUGCUUGAUUGAUUGCUUAAACGAUAAAUAGAUAAUAAAUAUUGUCCAUUACUUUUCUUUCAAACCACAAAUUGAUUAAUUGAGUAAUUGUUCCAACAUUAAUUUAAGAAUGAACUAAUUAAUAUCCUCAUCUCGCCUCAUAUUUACAACUUUAAAUUCAAAUGAUCAUUAUUUUCUGAGCUUCCGUCGGCCUCACACAGAAGGUUUCGCCGUGUGAAUCGUUCUCCUUCUGCUGUACAAUGACUCAAACACAACUCCUUUGCCAGCAGAGAAAGGUUUGUUUUGAAUAUGUAUGUAAUCUGUCUAUUAGCAGUAAAAGCACUAAUAAUAUCAGUCAUGUCUAAGGGCAUUCUCAUGCCCUGUAUCCCACUGUUCCGGAUUAGAAAGGCAUUGAACCAGGGAUUAGCGGGGGGGGAUAAAGCCUUCCUUUGACAACAGGGGAGGGAGGCAGAGGGCUAAUGGAUCAAGACCCUCUGAGCACACACAAACACUCUUUCACACAGAUCAGCUCCUCAUCUCAAAGCUACUUAUCCCUGCGCGAGAGGUGACAUUCCGGAAGAAGUUUUCAAGUUGUAGCCGCAGCGGUUGAAGGUGACGGAGCUCCCCUCUGACCUGCAGGCCACCGUUUCAGUUCUGACUCCGUGUGUGGCUCCGAGGAACCCGUCUGCUGGUGGGUACACCAGGAACUGUUUCCCCUCUCUGACCCGGUCGUCUGUAUCAGUGCAUGUCGUGUGUUGGAAGCCUCACGUUUGGAGUUGCAUUCAUUUGGGUCGGGUCGUUUGGCAGCUUCCUCCCCAAGACACUCUUGAGAGAAUCCAUCAAAAAAAAAAAAAGAUAAAAGCAGGAUCUUCACCCAACCUUUGAAAAUCAAGUUAUGAGUAUAUUAAUAUUGAAGGAAUAUAUUGAAGGAAAGAGUCUGAUGCACCUUUCAAAAGGCUGACAGGAUGUGUGUGUGUGUGUGUGUACAGGCUUGCAUGUAUGAAAUGUGCAAAAGGGUUUUCAGGAUAAAUGCACGACACUUAUGGCUGCAACCAGCGAUUGUUUUUAUCAUUGAUUAACCUGCUGAUUAUCUACUCAAUUACACAAUUAAUCAUGAAAAAUCCCACUUUCCCACUGUGUCCUGUUGUGUCCAAAACCCAAAGAUAUCAUAGAGGACUAAGAAAGCCAGGUAAUGGUUCCAGCUCUGUGUAUCUCACGGUGUACUUUGUUCUCUUCCAGACUGGAUCCCACUCCUCCCUCCGCGUCCCUGAGACCCCGACUGGCGCCCCGGCCCCUGGGUCUGCCGAUUGACCUCCAGCAUCUCGCAUAUCUCACCGAGCCGACCUCACUUUGACUCCCUCUGGGGACCCCCGACCCAUCCUCACCCAAAAAAAAAAAAAAAAGAAAGAAAGAAAAACCCAGGGACGGGACCCUGUCAUAUUUCACUGACGGCCCCCUCCCAACCGGCGAAUGACAAGCGGGCAUCCGAGGGUGGGGCUUGCCUCAGUCUCUCAUGAUUGGUUGCUGGAUGGAAUUAAGGUGAAUGGAACUCGUGUCCAACGAGCAGCACCCUAACCCUUCUGAGGGAGAGGAGAAAGGGUGGCUCAAUGGCCCGAAAAGGAAGAGGAAGAACAGCCAAUGUUCCUUGAAGAGUAUGACUGCACAUUGUCUGAGUGACAGCUCCAAAUCCCUCGAGCUGAAAGAAGCAAAUAAAGAAGGGUACAUCCCCAGCUACCUCGAAAAAGAUGAGCCAUGUGUAGUGUGUGGUGACAAGGCCACAGGUUACCACUACCGCUGCAUUACCUGCGAGGGCUGCAAGGGUUUCUUCCGCAGGACCAUUCAGAAGAACCUCCACCCGAGCUACUCCUGUAAGUACGAUGGCUGCUGCAUCAUCGACAAGAUCACCCGCAACCAGUGUCAGCUGUGCCGCUUCAAGAAGUGCAUUGCAGUGGGCAUGGCCAUGGACUUGGUGCUGGACGACUCAAAGCGGGUGGCUAAGCGGCGUCUGAUCGAAGAGAACAGGGAGCGACGCAAGAAGGAGGAAAUGGUGAAAACCCUCCAGAACCGUCCGGAGCCGACCGACAGCGAGUGGGAGGUGAUCCACCUGGUGACGGAGGCCCACCGACACACCAACGCUCAGGGCGCACAGUGGAAACAGAAGCGCAAAUUCCUGCCAGAAAAAAUCGGCCAGUCCCCGGUCGCCCCGACGUUAGACGGAGACAAGGUGGACCUGGAGGCCUUCAGCGAGUUCACUAAGAUCAUCACUCCUGCCAUCACCCGCGUCGUCGACUUUGCCAAAAAACUGCCCAUGUUCUCUGAGCUACCUUGUGAAGACCAGAUCAUCCUGCUGAAGGGCUGCUGCAUGGAGAUCAUGUCGCUGCGAGCCGCCAUGCGCUACGACCCCGAGAGCGAGACGCUGACGCUGAGCGGCGAGAUGGCCGUGAAGCGCGAGCAGCUGAAGAACGGCGGGCUGGGCGUGGUGUCGGACGCCAUCUUCGACCUGGGCAGGAGCCUGGCGCAGUUCAACCUGGACGACACGGAGGUGGCGCUGCUGCAGGCCGUGCUGCUCAUGAGCUCAGAUCGCUCUGGCCUCACCUGCAUGGACAAGAUCGAGAAGUGCCAGGAGACCUACCUGCUGGCGUUCGAGCACUACAUCAACUACCGCAAGCACAACAUUCCUCACUUCUGGCCGAAGCUCCUGAUGAAGGUGACCGACCUGCGGAUGAUCGGGGCGUGCCACGCCAGCCGCUUCCUUCACAUGAAGGUGGAGUGUCCCAACGAACUCUUCCCGCCGCUCUUCCUGGAGGUCUUCGAGGACCAGGAGGUGUGAAACUCAGCCGCCUGCCGCGCGAAGGGCGGAACAGGAAACCGUGGGAAAACUCGUGAGAUGGGAAGGGCCAUUGUUUUUUUUUUUAUAGGGGAAGGAUGGAGGGAGAGUCCUCUCUGCAUUUCUCCGACAUCGCAUUUACAGUAUGUGGUUUUAAAAGAAAAACAAACAAGUGGAACCAACAAUAACAGAAACAACACACCAGCAACAGGAGAGUCAAGCAAACAGGGGAUUUUGUUUCACGAACACCCUCUCCUCCACCUCUUUCUCCUCCUUUUACUUACCCCUGUUUUAAAAUCCGUGUGGGGGCCCUUCUGUCUGAGCAUGAUGUCUUAUCUAGUAAGAGUUGUAGCCAUUUGCCAAGACACGUACACCGAUACACACACACACACGCACACACACACACACUCAGCCUGUUCCACCUCAGUUCUUCAGAACAGCACACUUUUGCAGGGGUCCGUUCCCCCUCUCUGGUUCUUCUUUUUUUUAAAGCGGUCACAGAUUUACACACCUGAAGCCCAUGUUUCCAGCACCUCUCAGUAUUAUUUCUGAAUAAGUGUUAAGGCUUGUAAUUCAGAGAUAUGGACACAGGUGACAUAUAUGCUCACAGUCAUGCAUGCACACGCAAUCAGCAAACACUGCACAUUGAAGACAUUUCCAGCAGAUGCUCUAAGCGUUGCUUUGGUGUAUAAUGGCUGCAGUACAGCAGAGCUACCAGACUUUAGUCUUUUAUCGAUUCCUCAACUCAAUCUGAGCCGUUUAAACAGCUCUUUUUUUGGAGCUUCGUACUUAGAUUCCAGUAAAAACCGGUGCUAUAUUUAUACAAGGCUACUCCAGUUUUAUGAAAUUGUGUUGUCUACCUUUUGAGAAACAAAAAAAUGUGCAGAACAUGGCUCCAUAUCUACCUUCAUUUUUGUCAUUGGACCGGCUCCUGUGACACACACAAAGAAACACACACAUAUGAGCUGACUUGCCUUGUCAUCGCCCGCGCUGCUUGUGCCAGCAGCCCACCGUCAUAUUAAUGACAAUGAGGCUUUGAGUGCAUUGAGAAGAAGACAGAGAGAAAGAAGGGAGGGAGGGAGGGGAGGAGUAAGGGGGAGAGACACUUGGAAGGGAGGGAGGAGCAGAGAUGGAGAGAGGAAACAAGAUUUAACAGCUGAACUGUAAAGUCGGAGCCAGAGUCAGAAUAAAUCUCCCGCACGCAGCCUCCAAGGAGGUUUUCAAUAGCAGCGACCAGCGAGACGGCAAAGCUCAUCUUACACACACACACACUCUCUCUGUCUUUCUCUCACACACACACACAUAAACACACAACAUCACCUCAGAGUAACGUGAAUGCCUCAUUUUACUGUAUGCACUGCGCGGCAGUGUCGAUAUACAGCCCUCACCUGCAGGGUUUGUACAGAGUCCUCUCCUCACGGACUCUUCUCAAUGUGGCCCUCCAAGGCUUCCAUACACAUCUGCCUUUGUUUUUUUGUUUUUUUUUAACCAUGGGCGUCACUGAGAAAGCAGGCAAAUGCCAAGAAGGCUACCAUUUACCUCAAAAAGUGGAUUACACCCCCAGGCUGGGGCCGCGAUUCUGCCCCCGUGGUGUCAGGCACUACCUCACCUCUGUGGACACGGGGCAGCUGCAGACAUACACCAUUCAAGUUGGCGCAUGUGUAGGUUAACACGCAAAUGUGCAUAAUAUUUACGUCGGUGCACACUUGUAGUCACGGAAAGACAAAAAAACAACACUUGCAUCAUGAACACACACGCACACGCACACACCCUCAGUGCUAUCGCUUGGUUGAAAUGAAUUACCAUUGAAGACAGGAGGGCCAGCCAUCUCCCCCCCCGGAAAAGGUUUUUUUUAUUUUUUACCGACUCCAGGGAAUGGUACCCAUCGCAUUCGGGUUUCUCUUUUUCUUUUUUUUUGUUAUACGGGACCAAGUGUCGUCUUUUGAAAUUUGGAUUUACCUGUUCCUAUCAAAAACGGAAACCGACUCACAGAAGCGACGAAGGACGGCGUAGAUGCGUGCAGCCCAUUUACGCGAGCAGCAAGAGGACAGAUGACGGAGAGAGUACCUGGGGGGAAAAAAAACCUCGGAGGCCACGCCCGUUGAAUUAGCAUGCAGAGAAAGGGCUGUUUCCUUCUGCAUCAUGGCGAUUUUCCACAGUGCACUCAUGAUGGCUGCCGUUGGAUCUUGACAGAUGUAUAUUUCAUGGAAAUAAGCUUUCAUUCAUGCAAGGACCGUGCAUUAGACGUAGAAAAAAGUAGAAUGUUCUCCACCGAAAUUAAGCUUCUUAGGAGGCAGCUCAAAAGCUCUUUUAGUCCCAUGCACUUUACCAACGCUCACCACUAUGACGGUAAUAUCUCACGGCAAACAUCCAUGGCAGGUAUCAUAGUGUACUAGCCAAAUGACCAUUCAAGAAUGUUGAUUUGAUCACAAAAGCCCAGUCUGUUCAUUCCAAUUCUGGGGCCAAGCCAAAUCUAACUGGGUUUACCACUCUUGCAAGAGGAGAAUGAAAGGAAAAGAAAGACUUAAGAAAAUAUAUUAUAUACUCAAAGCCAAGCAGUAGUUCGCCGCUCGGUGCUUGUACAGGACGGGUAACCUGCACCCCUGGGAAGUACCUCAGCAGAGCGACACGCGGCAGGGGAUCGUGGGUAAUCGACAAGGAUGCUCUUUCUGGAGCCUAGCUCGAGACUAAAUUGCUCCCCUACCACCGUUAUAACAGCCCCCAACCAGCCAGGCUGGUGGGAGCUUUUGCACUACUGCAGCGGUCCUCCCUUUCGGCCCCUUACUCGUCAAAGUUUAACCAACAAUUGUUGGAUUACCCAAUAGUUCCCCCCCCUGCCUCAUUAUGGGGCGAGUUUUGGGUGGCAGGUACGAAUUUGAGGUGAGUUUUGGUGGCUCUGUGUAACAGAUGCUGGCAGUAUCAGUGGGCUCAGUCCCAAACCUGACCCGUUAGUCAGUAUUAGACCAACUUAACUGUGGGCUGUGUAGAAUUAAUUAAUAAUUAAUUAAUAAUUCUCCCAUCAUCCCUCCUGUAGCGUCAGCCCAGUGGAAUUUCAAAUUCAGAGCCCUCCCUUCCAUAAUCAUCUUCUCUCCUCUUCCCUAAGCAAUCUAGCUUAGGGAAGGUUAGGCUUAGGGAAGGAGGCGACCCACUCACCGCUGAGUGGGUCGCCUCCCCCCUCCCCCGUAGUUUGGCCCCCAAAUAUCAUUGACACCAAACGGGAUCCAGGCCUCUCCCUUGUGAGACAAGGCUGGCCAUAACCGCCCUUUAGAGUGGCGACCACCGAAUGAAUGUGAUCGGCAGAGCGACGGCAAUGGGAAUGAGAGACUUGAGCGCGAGAUUGUGAGGAUGUAAGAGAAACAGAAGAAAGCGUGGGACAGAAAACACAAAAAAAUAAAAGCUGAGGGCUUCGACCCCUCACUGCCAUCAUUGACGUGGGAGAGAGAGGGGCGAUGUGGCCGGUUGUAGAGACGAUGUUAACGAACACUCGGGAGGAGUGGGAGGUGGCGGCGCAGGGAUACGUACGCUCUCCCCUUCAGUUCCAACGACAACCGCAUAUGAGCCCCCCCUCGCAUGCCAGCUGACGAGCCCAAACGUCCCCCCUCAGCUCCCUCCAAAAGGAUAACCUCCAACCUCCACAUGGCGAGGAUCACAAAGAGAUCCCUCGUGCCAGAGAUACAGGUUUGGAAUUUCCAACACAUCUACGUAAAAAUAACUGAAAAAGAGAGAAGAAGAAAAUACAAAAAGCUAUUGAUGUCCUUUGUUCUCGUGAGCUGACUGGGUAUGUGUGUGUGACAGUCGGGGUUAUAAUGCUGCUUUACCUUCUGAGUCUGAUUUAGAUUAAGAAAACAAAAAAAGAAGAUAUAUGAAAUUAUUAUAAAUCCACGAAACAAGAUGAAAAGAGAUGACUUUUAAAAAAAGAAAUGGACUCCUGAACAAAAUGAUUGGAGAUGUUUUUCAUUUCAUCAUUGUUUCCUUAUGUUUCUGUUUGUUCUUUUGACGCUUAAACUGCUUCUGUGUAAAAAAGGAAAAAAAACAGCUGUAGUCACUUUUUGACCAUGCGUGCAGUGUAACAGAGAAUAUGUCACUUCUUUUUCACAUCUAUACUUUGUGUUGAUAAGCCAACUGAUCUGUUUGUGUGUGUGUCUGUCCAGUCGUCCGUCCCCUUUUAUCAGGAGGAAUUUACAACCAACAAA
Molecule: messenger RNA, 15187 nt
Organism: Anarrhichthys ocellatus (wolf-eel)
Lineage: Eukaryota; Metazoa; Chordata; Actinopteri; Perciformes; Anarhichadidae
Gene: thrab
Product: thyroid hormone receptor alpha b
Exons: 9
Coding region: 9711-10997 (428 amino acids)
Biological process (GO): positive regulation of transcription by RNA polymerase II; thyroid hormone receptor signaling pathway; cell differentiation
Cellular component (GO): RNA polymerase II transcription regulator complex
Molecular function (GO): RNA polymerase II cis-regulatory region sequence-specific DNA binding; nuclear receptor activity; zinc ion binding
Source: RefSeq, a predicted model, not a curated record